This is a messenger RNA of Aedes albopictus (Asian tiger mosquito), 511 nucleotides long. RefSeq names its product small VCP/p97-interacting protein (gene Svip). The record is from RefSeq and is a predicted model, not a curated record. The coding region runs from base 114 to 359 and encodes 81 amino acids. Gene Ontology annotation, biological process: positive regulation of autophagy; negative regulation of VCP-NPL4-UFD1 AAA ATPase complex assembly; negative regulation of retrograde protein transport, ER to cytosol. Gene Ontology annotation, cellular component: endoplasmic reticulum membrane. Lineage: Eukaryota; Metazoa; Arthropoda; Insecta; Diptera; Culicidae. The transcript has 3 exons.
UAUCAAAACAGAACAUCAUCGGUGCUGGAGUAAAAAAGUGUACCCAUAAAAGUGUUCGUCUAAAAGUUUAAUUAUUCGUUAGUUCCUUGUAAAAAUAUCUGUUUCUGUGCAAAAUGGGACUGUGCUCGUCCUGUUUCAAAGGAUCAAGUGAAGAGCUUAUCACCCCAGAUGCGACGGUAAGACGACAGCAGCAACUGGAGGCCGCCGAACGACGACGUGUCGAAAACGAAACCAGAGGCAUCAAGGAUCCCGAAAAAGUGCGCCGAAUGCAGCAAAAAGCCGAAGAAACUGCCAGACGGGAAGAGGAAGCCGCCAGGAUGGGCGGAGGACAGUCGGCAUUGAGGUGGACGCAAGACUAACGGGUUCUUAAGCGAUUGAGAUCAACUAUAUUUGUAUUUUCGCGUGGUUUGCUUCAACACAACUGGAGAGCGAUAACAUUGCAUAUAUUUGUAUUUAUGUCUAUCUAUGCAUAGUUGAAUAAUCAUUCUGAAAAAUGUGGAUAUCUUUGCAA